Messenger RNA from Aspergillus calidoustus, 1512 nucleotides. NCBI's taxonomy places the organism in Eukaryota, Fungi, Ascomycota, Eurotiomycetes, Eurotiales, Aspergillaceae. The record is from the annotation of a GenBank genome assembly.
AUGCCAAGGUCUCAAGUUAUCGGACAACCACCACUUCCCAUCAGCCAAGGCAUAGUGCAUUGGAAUAAAAGGCGAAAGGAAAUGACCAUUAUAAACGAACAAGCAAUCUCGGGUCCGAUCCGAAGCGAAAUCACCAAGAUAAAACAGCUCUUCGCAGUCGACACACCAUCACUGAAGCGCAUCACAGAGCAUUUCGUCCACCAACUGGAAGAAGGCCUCACACGACACGAUGCCGAGAUUCCAAUGAACAUAACAUGGGUCCCCUCGUUCCCAAGCGGUUACGAAACAGGCCGCUACAUUACAAUCGACAUGGGCGGCACGAACCUCCGCAUCUGCAGCGUGGAAUUAACAGACCAAAAGGGCGGGUACCGUAUCACGCAGGAUAAAUAUAUUCUCCCCGCGGCAUUGAAACGCGGGACGGGGGAUGAGCUCUGGGAACUUAUUGCGGAUAAACUGCAAGCUUUCCUGACGGAGCAUGAUCUACUCCCGGCGAACAAGGAGGGAGAAGGGGAAAGGGAAGAGGAGGAGGGGAAAUUGCCGCUGGCGUUCACCUUCUCGUACCCCGUUACACAGGAUCAUAUCCGGCACGGCGUGCUGCAGCGGUGGACAAAGGGGUUCGAUAUCAGUGGUGUAGAGGGGGAGGAUGUCGUCGCUCAAUUCGAGAGUGUUCUACAACGGAGAAAUCUUCCCGUGCGCAUCGUCGCGCUGGUCAACGAUACGGUCGGGACACUGAUUGCGUCGGCGUACAAGAAUCCUGAUAUUCGCGUGGGAAGUAUCUUCGGGACGGGGUGCAAUGCGGCGUACAUGGAGCGGUGCGCUCGGAUCCCGAAGAUUUCUUCUUCUUCGGGCGACCAGAUGCAGUUUGAUGAGGACUCCAUCGUCGCGAUUAACUGCGAGUAUGGUGCCUUUGAUAACGGUCGGCGCGUCCUACCCCGAACCAAGUUCGACGAGGAUAUCGACGCGACAUCUGCGAGACCCGGUCAGCAGACGUACGAGAAGAUGGUUGCGGCAAUGUAUCUGGGUGAACUGCUACGGCUGAUCCUGCUCCAUCUGCAUGAGUCUGUGGGACUCUUCCCAGAUGCCCAUGUGUCGCGGCUUCGUGAAAGCGGGACGAUGGACGCAGUCUCGCUUUCAAAGAUGGAGGCUGAUGGGUCUGAGGCGGUGCGGAUGGGCGAAGCGAAGAGGAUCCUGCAGGAUGCAUAUGGGAUCGAUGCAACAGAUGAGGAACUCCGCGUGUGCUGUAUCCUUGCGGAGGUUGUGUGUGCGCGGGCAGCUCGGCUGUAUGCCUGUGGUAUCGCAGCGUUGUACAAGAAGCAGGGCGUUUUGGAGUGCGCGGUGGGUGUCGACGGGUCUGCAUUUGAAAAGUACUCGCAGUUCCGGGAGAGAGCGGUUGCUGCUCUCGCUGAGAUUCUGGACUGGCCCGUGGGUGAGGAGCGGGUCAAACUGGUUUCCGCCGAGGAUGGAUCGGGGGUUGGGGCGGCGCUCAUAGCAGCCAUAAUUCUGAAUCAGUAG